CCCCCCUUAUUGAGAUGACUCUCACUGGUCUAAAGGGAGUAAAGUGCAGACUUUUAUAUCAUUUAAUCAAUUUUAAAGGAAUGCAAAACAACACUUAUAGUGCAGCAAGAGGGACAUAUGUGUUGGAGCUCUUGGUUUUAACAAAUUAAAACAAACUGAAAAAUGUUGGAUCUUUUUAGGGCUUCCCUCUUGGUAAUAUUGCUCGUAUCGGUGGAAGCUCGAACUCGCCGUAGCAUAGAUUUAAUCGCAGCUCACAGUUUAAUCUCCGACACACGGCUUCCUCGUGAAGUCACCCCAAACUUUUACGACUUACAACUCGAACCGCGACCAAAUGAAGGUACUUUUGAAGGCCGAGUUCGAAUCAAUGUCACUUGGCAAGAACCAACUGACAAAAUUACGCUACAUGCACACGAAGAUUUGGACAUUUUUAAAAUCAUCGUCACACAAUUUGCACCAGAUGAUGAAACCGAGAAAGCAUCAUCGACUCCUCUACCACCAACUGAAGUGAGGGUAAUGAGGAUCGAAAGAGUGCCAAAAAAACCGCUCUAUAUCAUCCAUUUAGAGAAAACUGCAAAUAGAGGGACCCAGUGCAUCGUGGACCUUACUUUCAAGGGAAAUAUUAGUAAUGACACAAGUGAGGGCAUUUUCAGGAGUAGUUAUGUGGAUCCAGAGACCAAAAACCGAAAGUGGUUUGUUGCGACACAUUUAAGACCAAAUUUGGCCCGAAAAGUGUUUCCUUGUUUCGACGAACCCGCUUAUAAAGUCCCUUUUGUGAUUACAGUAGCAAGGCAAAAAAAUAUGGUAGCUCUCUCGAACAUGCCUUUGAAAAAUAGCGAACAAAUGAAAGAGAAAAGUGAUUGGGUUUGGGAUCAGUUCCAGCAAACACCUCCAAUAUCCACAUUUUCAGUUGGUAUUGUCGUAUCCGAAUUCAGCAACACUGACUAUAACACAACUGACGAAGACAACAAUUGGAGUACUUAUGCAAAAAAUCGGCAACAUUUUUGCUAUUUUUUUUUUGUAGACUACGAAAUUCGGGUCUGGGCCAGGCCUGACUUUAUCACAGCUUUGGCCAAUGUCACUGAUAAGAUUCGAAAGUCGGUUAAAAUCCUAGAAGAGUUCUGGGGGUGUCCUUAUCCGCUCCCAAAACUCGAUGUUUUAGCCCUUCCGAAUUAUCAAGCGACAAGGCCUGCCGAUAACUGGGGUUUACUCCUUUUCAAGGAAAGUGAGUUAAGUGGUCGUGGCUCUUGGCACAUUUCGCAAGAAUUGACCUAUCAGUGGUUAGGCUCUCUUGCAACGCCUUUUUGGUGGAGUGAUGCUCAUAUUAAUAAUGCGCUGGUUAGAUAUGUGACAGCCUAUACAACCCUCAAAAUGGAAACGAACGAAUCGUUCAACAACUGGCCAAUGACAAUGUUAUACUCAAUUUAUUACGAGUUCAGUAAACGUUACCCACAUGGCAAAAGUACUGCAAUCAAACAAGACUCAACAUCGGCCAAAACUGAGCUAGUUUUCCGCAUGUUAAACUACACCCUUGGCGAACGCACAUUCAAACACGGAUUGCAAAAAUUCAUGGCUGAUCGACAGUACAAGACGUUCUUUGGUGAUGAUAUUUGGAACGCUUUGACCGAACAAGCAAAAUUCGACAAUACUUUAAACGAAUCAACAGUCAACGCAAUUGCAGCUUCGUGGAUCACAAAAGACCGACUACCUGUUGUAAACGUUACGCGAAACUAUAAAGAAAAAUCGGCGAAAAUCAGCCAAAGGGUUUACUUGAGAGAGCGUCCACAUGACGUUCCCGAUAAGGAAAAAUUUGUUUGGUGGAUUCCUGUGAUUUUAAUCCGUCAAGACAGUCUCAAUUUUUCCAACACGAAGCCAAUUGUUUGGAUGAAAAAAGAGAAAGAAAUCACCCUUGAAAAUCUACCAGAGGCAAACCAGUUUAUUAUAGUUAAUCCGGAGGAAAUCGGUCCGUUUCCGGUCAAUUACGACGUGCAAAAUUGGAACAUGUUGGCACAGUUUUUGUGUUCCGAAAACCGGGCGAAAAUCCCGGUGAAUACCCGGGCUAAACUUUUACACGAUGCUUGGAAUUUGGCCUAUGCUGGAGACUUGAGCUUUGCUACAGCUUUAAACAUGACACUGUUUCUCAAAAAUGAAAGAGAAUAUUUGGCUUGGGACCCAGUUUUUACUCUCAUUGAUCACAUUGGACGACAUAUCGACAGUUCCGCAGUUCAUAAAAAAUUCCAAACUUAUGUGAGAUUGUUGUUAACUCCAUUGUACGAAGAGUUGGGUGAGGAGCCUCAAGAGGGUGAAAGUGAAGGUAAGGCACACUUGAGGAGCUCCUCAAAAGUGUUCUUGUGCCAAGCUGGGUAUAAACCAUGCAUUGAGGAAGCACAAGCUGCCUUCAGGAAGUGGAUGGAGAGUGAAAACCCAGAUGAAGGCAAUCCUGUUUCGAAUCAGUACAUUUGUCCAGUAUUUAAAUGGGGCACUAGUGAGGAAUGGGAGUUUGGUUUGCAACGUGUUAUUAAAUUCCCAGCCAACAGGAAGCAAAACGAGCGCACUUAUUUGCUCAAAACUUUAGCAGGAUGUCCUAAUGAAGCUGAGAAAAUUGAAAGAUUGCUCAAUAUUACGAUUUUGGAGCAAAACGGAAACUUUACGGACAACGACAUUUAUCUCAUUUUUAGUAUGUUGACAGGAAGUGCAAAUGGCUAUACCACACUAUUCAAUUUCUUGAAGAAGAAUUGGGAUACGAUUAAAGAGAGAUUCGAGGGCAAACUUCACUUGUGGAACAGUCUGAUAACAUCAGCAACGACAGUUUUCAAAACACAGGAAGGUCUUGAUAUGGUUUCGGAAUUGUACGUUGAACGACAAACCGAAUUCGGAACAGCGGACUUUGUCAUCGAAAAGGCCUUAAAGAACAUCAAAGAAGAGACGAAAUGGAGCAACGAUAACCUCCCUGUUAUCGAAAAAUGGUUAGACGAGUAUUUAGCCAACAACUCGAAAUAAACAUUUAUUUUAUCAGUAAAACAUAUUUAUUGUAUAAAGUUGUAAAAUACAAUAUUUAACACAG
Molecule: messenger RNA, 3061 nt
Organism: Tribolium castaneum (red flour beetle)
Lineage: Eukaryota; Metazoa; Arthropoda; Insecta; Coleoptera; Tenebrionidae
Exons: 10
Coding region: 163-2997 (944 amino acids)
Biological process (GO): proteolysis
Cellular component (GO): cytoplasm
Molecular function (GO): metallopeptidase activity; zinc ion binding
Source: RefSeq, a predicted model, not a curated record